This is a messenger RNA of Leishmania mexicana MHOM/GT/2001/U1103, 3255 nucleotides long. RefSeq names its product phosphatidylinositol-4-phosphate 5-kinase-like protein. Gene Ontology annotation, biological process: microtubule-based movement. The transcript has a single exon. Gene Ontology annotation, molecular function: microtubule binding; microtubule motor activity; ATP binding. The coding region runs from base 1 to 3255 and encodes 1084 amino acids. NCBI's taxonomy places the organism in Eukaryota, Euglenozoa, Kinetoplastea, Trypanosomatida, Trypanosomatidae. The record is from RefSeq and is a predicted model, not a curated record.
AUGAGCGUACACUCGUCUGCACAAGCGGCGGCGCCAGCUCCAGCGAGUCCGCAAGGACCAGAAUCGGAUAUCAGCGGUAGGGUUACUACAGCCAACGAGCUAACAGUGAAGAAGAAAAAGAAGCUCUUGAAUGACGUCAACAUCAAGUUCAGUUUCCCCAGCGGCGCCACAUACGAAGGGAGUGUCAGGGAUGGAAGAAUCGAGGGAUACGGCGUCUAUACUUAUGCCCAAAUCGGCGAUGUCUACGAGGGCGAGUGGAAAGCAGACCUCAAGCAUGGUCAGGGCUGUUACACCUUCGCAAACGGCGACAAGUACACUGGGCAGUGGUACAUGGGCAAGAAACAAGGAAAGGGACAGUUUGUGUUCGCCAAUGGUAACGAGUAUGUCGGCUCAUGGAAGACGAAUCAAAUGAACGGCUACGGUGUCUUUGUGCUCGCGUCGAACGGUGACCGCUACGAAGGCUAUUGGAGCGAGGGCGUCCGGCAAGGGGAGGGGUGCCUCUACUACGGAAACGGUGACUUGUACGACGGCGAGUGGUGUAGCGGCCAGCAGCAAGGCCUCGGCGUUUUUUUUCAAUCGAACGACGACUUGUACUGUGGUCAGUGGGAUGCCGGAGUCAUGGACGGAAAAGGCGUCUUGCGAGAGAAGGGCAUUCUCUUCCUCGUCGAAUACGUAGGAGGCUACCUCAUUUUAAAGCUAAGGCACAGCAACUCCCUCGACGAGACAGAGAAAGAGUGGGCGCCCGCCUACCAACAUUAUCUUGCCUGGGUUGAGCAUCACCAAGCUCCGACUGAGUCAACGCUAUCGACCAAGGAAGAGAGCAAGCUCAGAGACGAGCUUCAAGCAGUCCUCGCUGAAAACAGCAUUCUUCGCAAGCGGCUUGAAGGCCUACUUGCCCUGCAUCAGCCGAAAGGUCGCUCGGAUAACUCAGGCGGAAAGUCACAGACUACGUUUCUUUUGGCUGCUCUGGAGGAGGCUGGCGCAGAGUACUGGAAGCAGUCACUGCGAAAGCUGGAGGGCAGAGUAAAGCUACUGGAGUGCACGCUUGCCGAACGUGUUGUGGAGGUGCGAAAGCUUAGUGAGCAGCUGAAAAAGAGAGAUGCUAAAGUACACGAGCUAGAACUCGGAAUCGCAGCGCGCAAGGUGUGGCUUUGUGGCACGAAGCAUAACUGUGCGAAGGAAACACCACCAUUCAACGCACAAACGCUAUGUGCGCUCCCAGAACCCCUAGAAAUGGACAUUAUCGACGCCGACGAGGUGAAUCAGCUGAGGGAGCGGAAUGCUGGGCUGGUGAGGCUGAACGAAGAGCUGCAACGGAAGGUGGCCUUUCUCACCGCUGAAAACGCAAAGCUUGCUUUGAAGGAGGAAGCCGCCGAAGAGCAGUAUGACAAACUCACGGAGGAGGUGGAGAAGUUGCGGGUGACUUUGGAAAAUGAGCGCCGCGUCAACAUGAGUAGUGAGCCGCCAAAGGCUGGAGACACGACUGCAACUGCAGCAGUGUCAGUGUCUGCGGCAGUGGGGGUGUCUCCACUGGUGUCGCUACCGUUUUCACCCGAGAAGAGCUUAGCACCUGAAGAGCUUCAGCAGAAGCUCAUACAGGCAAACCGGCUAAACAUCGAGCUGCGGCUUAGAAUGGGUGAACUGGAGCGAACAGCUCAGCCGAAGCGAUGCGUCGCAGCACUAUCCUUAUCCACACAGGAGGCUUCCGGAAUCGAGCGCGAGAAUGAGAUGCUGCGCUCUGUAGUGACGAGUCUCAAAGCAGAAUUAGUGGUGAUGCAGAGCGCUUCGAACGAUGCAGAGCAGCGAAUCGUUCUUGCCCAUCAGCGACAGGUGGAGCUGGAGGAGUCCAUGAAGGUGAUCACACACCGCAAAGCAGCAAAUCCGCAGUUGCAGGAGGCACUGGAGCGGAAGUCUACGCGAAUCGAGAAUCUAGAACUGGAAAACGCGGAGCUCGCUCGACUGCUGGAUGAGACCCGUGCAGACCUGGAGGAGAGGCAGGCAAUAUCUGUGGCAACGAAACGGCAGCCGAGUUUUGAAUCGUCGACCGUCGGCGGCGCACUCAGCGAGCUCGAGUCCGCUCAAAAGGAAGUGAAAAAACUGCAGAGGCGGAUGAAGAAGUUCACAGGCGAGCGAAACAGUGUGACAGAACGGGUCUACGAGUUGCAAGUGCGGUUGGCUCGCACCGAUCGAACCCUCGGUGCACUGCAGGGCCGGGUGAUCGUGAUUGCCUCCAUCGCUGACGGUGGUAUCGGUGGCGCAGCAGUGGCGGAUGCGGCCGCGAGGGUCGAUGCCGCCGAUUGCACGAAGCUGGCGCUGAGCGACUGUGGAGAGGAGACAACCUACCAGUACGACUAUUGCUUUGGUAAAGAUGCCUCUGUGGAGCAAGUCUUCGCUGAGCUUUGCGGCCCUUUGGCUUUUGUGUGGUCGGGCUACCAGUUGGCGCUUAUGACGGUCGGGGAGUUUCGCUCAGGGAAGACAGGCCUCGUGAAAGAGAUACUUCCUCUUUUCACAAAAUACCUGUCAAAGGAAGCUGAAGAGAGCCCACAACGCUUGUUUUUCAGCUUUACGUACCGUGUCGCCGUUGUUGAGAUUGCUGCGCGUGGAGGCUUCGACUGUGCAUCAGGGGACAACGUCACGGAGGUGUGCUGCGAUUCGAGCGGAUUUGUGCAGCCGAAGAACGUGCGCUUCAUCGAGUGCACAAGUGGCAGCAUUUCCAUUGUGGUCGACAACCUUCUUGCCAAACGGCGACAGCACUACAACGGCCGCUCACAUACCUGGAUCCAGCUCCAGUGUGUACGGACAAGCGUUGCGCGCCAGUGCCAGACAGUUGGCAGACUGACCAUUUUCGACUGGUGCGGCAGCGCCUUGCUUGCAUCGCAGAAGAAGGACAUCGAGAGCGCGCGCUUUGCGAACGCGUCUAGCCAGGGUCUGCGAGACCUCAUCACAGCACUCGGUGGCAAACUGUCUGUGAUUCCGUACACAAAAUCUCUAGAGACGUCGCUGCUUUUUGACUUGCUCGGUGGCAACUCGGUAACUGCGGUGAUCGGUCGCAUACGAUCCUCCGCGGAGCACAUCGAGGAGACCCUUCGAACACUUCAUGUUUUGACUUCUCUCGUCGGUGUGCACAACGGACCUCUGGUGCCCGAUAAUCAAACCAGCGAUGAGAUUCGUUGGCAGGGUAUUGUCGCGGCGCUGUGUUCCGACCACAUAGCGGGGAGAGAGCUGAAGGCAGUGGAAAACAUCCGGGAGCUCUAG